AUGAAGAUGAGGAUCACAUCCUACUGGACCAUCGUCCUGAGAAGGAUUGUAGAUAACCUUGCGCUGUAUCUUCAAUUCUCUGUGAAGAACCUCGUUAACAGCCGGUUUCAGAAGGAGAUCGUCGCGGAAAUGGUGGAUCCCAGAGGCGGCGGAGGAAUUGAGAGGAUGUUGGAGGAGUCGCCGUCGGUGGCGAGCAAGAGGGAGAAGCUUGAUAACAGUAUUAAGCUUUUGAAGGAGUCGAAGGACGCUGUUGCCGCCAUUGUUGAUCAGAAUUCUGGGUAUGGAGAUCGUUGA
Molecule: messenger RNA, 294 nt
Organism: Thlaspi arvense
Lineage: Eukaryota; Viridiplantae; Streptophyta; Magnoliopsida; Brassicales; Brassicaceae
Source: the annotation of a GenBank genome assembly